CGGCGCGGGCAGGAGCGGCCAGUGCCAUGAGCCGGGUCUGAGGUGAGGGGCUGGGGCAGUGCCGAGAGCCGCGGCUGAGGCGAGGGGGCUGGGGCAGUGCCGAGAGCCGCGGCUGAGACUCUGACACAUCUCUGGAACCUGCAAUGACAAGUCGGAACAGUAGCCAUGCAGACAAAACUGGUGAAAUGUCCUCAAAGCAGUCAACACCAAAAGUGCAGGUCCAACGAUCUGUCUCCCGAGAAACCAUCACAAUUCAUUUCUCUGCAUUUGGGAAGGAGGAAGAAGAGGAGGAAGAGGAGUUUAAAGAGUUUCUUGAUGAGGAACUAGAUGACCAAAGCAUUGUAACAGCACUUGAAGCCAAGGAAGACCUCUGCUUUGAGCAUAGCGGCCAUGACCUUUUUGGUCCAGCUACCUCGCUUAACAUGGCCAACUCUGCAUCACUGCUGUCCUCAUCGCCUGCAGUUCUGCCAGCUGCAGAAACUGUAAAGCUGUUGGACUCUUCUUCCCCAUCCCAAAUACUCAGUGCAGUGCCACCAGUCCUGUCUCCAUCGUCACACUCAUGUCACACAUUUGGCUCAUCAGGUGCGCCAGCACCACCUGUGGAACAGAAAUCCAGUCUGUCUUCCCCAUCCUCAUCUCCUUCCAGGUCAGUUGCCUGCUCUAGUGGCUCAUCCACAGUUUCUAGUUCAAAGCCUUUUAAGGGGUUAGUCAAGUCCUUUUCAACAGAAGUGGAACCAAAAGAACCCACCCCACCAAUGCGACACAGACACUUAAUGAAAACCUUGGUGAAAUCUCUGUCUACAGACACUUCUAAACAGGAGCCUGAAGCUGUGUCUUACAGGCCACCUGACUCGAAACUGAACCUGCAUCUGUUCAAACAGUUCACUCAACCUCGAGCUACAGGUGGUGAUUCUAAAACUGCCCCCUCCUCUCCAUUAACAUCCCCCUCCGACACUCGUUCCUUUUUUAAAGUACCUGAAAUGGAGGCUAAAAUUGAAGAUACGAAACGACGCCUUUCUGAGGUAAUCUAUGAGCCUCUUCAGCUGCUCAGCAAAAUAAUGGGUGAUGAAAGUAGUAGCCACAGGCCCAAAGCCUUAUCUUCAAGUGCUUCAGAACUCUCAAACCUUUCCAGUUUGAACGGCCAUUUGGAAAGCAAUAACAACUACAGCAUUAAGGAAGAGGAGUGUGAUUCUGAAGGGGAUUUCUCUGGGGGUGACUUUAGCUUGACUAAGAGUGAUCUCAAGAGGGCAGAAGAACAUGCAAAAGAGAUGGAGACCAAAAGCUCUCAGUCUGCAAGCACAAAGGAUGUGGGGUCAAAACCUUCACUUGUACUUGAAAAAUGUUUGUUGUCUGCACUAGUGAGCAGGGAGGAUGAGGAGUUUUGUGAACUGUAUUCUGAAGACUUUUUCUUGCUAGAGGAAGAAAGCAAAACUGAUAAACCCGCUGAAACUGUGGUGGAGCCUGAGAUGACUGAGGAAACUGUUACUAUGCUCAGUAGUGAAGAUGAAAAUAAUCUGGAUGUGCAACAGUCUGAAAUACCCGUAAAAACUUUAUACUUAUUAAUACUGUUAGUCUAUGCUUACCUUAUUAUCCCUCUCCCUGGCUAUUUAAGUGGACUUUUACUUGGAAUGGCCCUUGGAUUUAUGGUAGCUGUCUGUGUGAUUUGGCUUCUUAUUCCACGUACUCAUGAGUAUCUGAAAUUGCAUAAAAGCAUGAAAAAGCGAUGGAAUACAGGAGCUCUGGACAUCAAAGAACCUGAAAUACUGAAGGGAUGGAUGAAUGAAAUUUAUAAUUAUGAUCCAGAAACGUACCAUGCUACAUUGACUCACUCUGUCUAUGUGCGACUUGAAGGCAGCACCCUACGACUUUCAAAACCCAACAAAAAUAUUUCUAGAAGAGCUGUGUACAAUGAGCCAAAGCCUGAAGUCACAUAUGUCAGUCAAAAAAUUUAUGAACUAACAGACAGCAAGAUUUCCCUGGUUCCAAAGAGCCUGGCACGGAAACGCAUUUGGAAUAAGAAAUACCCAAUUUGCAUUGAACUGGCCAAACAGGAGGACUUCAUGGCCAAGGCCCAGACUGAGAAGGAGACUGCAGAGGAGAAGCCUGCUGAAAAAGGGGACUUGAACAAUGAGGAAUCCAAGAAACCUCAGGAUGGAGUAAAGUCCACUUGCCAAAAGGAUCAAGUGCUUUACCUCUUUGGAAGGACGGGGAGGGAGAAGGAGGAGUGGUUCAGAAGGUUCCUUCUCGCAUCGAAGCUCAAGUCUGAAGUAAAGAAGCCACCCAGUGGGAGCAAGCCAGGGGUGCUGCCAGCACACGGCAGAACUGACAGUCAGUCUGGAGUUCUCACACACAGCCGGAGCAGCAGCAAGGGAAGUGCAGAAGAAAUCACAUCCCAGCCAAAGCACAAGGACCUGGCUGGCAACAUGAGGCAGAAAAUGCUUCUGGACUACAAUAUUUAUAUGGCAAAGUGUAUUCCACAAGAAAAGAAAAGCCCUUCAGGUAGUCCAGUUGUCAGUGCAGACAGCAGCCCUACAGCUGUGAAAAAGUUGCCAGAUGCCAAUGUGGAAGCUGAAGAAGAAGAACAGGAGGCCUGGGUGAACGCUCUGCUUGGAAGAAUAUUUUGGGAUUUUUUAGGAGAGAAGUAUUGGUCUGAUCUAGUGUCAAAGAAGAUCCAAAUGAAACUUAGCAAAAUAAAGCUGCCCUACUUCAUGAAUGAGCUGACUCUGACUGAGCUUGACAUGGGGAUAGCAGUGCCCAAGAUCCUUCAAGCCUUCAAACCUUCUAUUGAUCACAGAGGACUUUGGGUUGAUUUGGAAAUGUCCUACAAUGGAUCUUUUCUAAUGACCCUGGAGACCAAGAUGAACUUGACCAAACUUGGUAAAGAGCCGCUUGGGGAAGCGUUGAAGGUUGGCGAGAUCGGCAGGGAAGGUUUCAGGCCAAGGGCGUAUUGUCUUGCAGACAGCGACGAGGAAUCCUCCAGCGCCGGCUCUUCAGAGGAAGAUGAUGCUCCUGAGCUGGCAGGAGAGAAGCAGCUGACCCCAGGAGGAGAAGGGUAUGUUGGAGGACAUCGGACAAGUAAAAUCAUGAGAAUUGUGGAUAAAAUUACAAAGUCAAAAUACUUUCAGAAAGCAACAGAGACUGAGUUUAUUAAGAAAAAAAUUGAAGAGGUCUCCAAUACUCCAUUGCUGCUAACAGUUGAAGUACAAGAGUGCAGAGGAACACUAGUGAUUAACAUUCCACCUCCACCCACUGACAGACUAUGGUACGGCUUCCGAAGGCCUCCCUACCUGGAGUUAAAAGCGCGGCCAAAACUUGGUGAGAGAGAAGUGACUCUGGUUCAUGUAACAGACUGGAUAGCAAGGAAACUGGAACAGGAGUUCCAGAAAAUCUUUGUCAUGCCAAACAUGGAUGAUGUCUAUAUUCCUUUAAUGCACUCAGCCAUGGAUCCCCGCUCCUCCACGUGCCCUCCUCAAGAUCUGAGCACAGAGGCCUCUGAUCAACCAUGACAUGUGAAGACUCUUGCAGUUUACAGUAUUAUAAAAGUUACUCUCAUGGUUUUAUAAAC
Camarhynchus parvulus is the source of this 3565-nucleotide messenger RNA. RefSeq names its product testis expressed 2 (gene TEX2). Lineage: Eukaryota; Metazoa; Chordata; Aves; Passeriformes; Thraupidae. Gene Ontology annotation, molecular function: lipid binding. Gene Ontology annotation, cellular component: endoplasmic reticulum. The record is from RefSeq and is a predicted model, not a curated record.